UAAUGGGCAUGUUGUAGGCUUCAAUAAAUGCCAUUACAUAACGAAUAAAAUAAUAAAUGAGUGUGAAAGACACCACAAAAAGCAGACUUCUGCUAAGGGUAUAUUCCUUUCGUAGAGACCUGAAUAUGAAUGAAUCCAUUCUCUUCUAUCAGUAGAGCUCAGUCUUCGGCCCAGUGUCCAAGUCAACACUGUUAAGAUGGCGAAGCAAACCACAUCCUGAUCUUAAACACCUACUCACCCUCAUGGAGCCAGCCAUCUAAGCCCCUUGUACCUAGGCAACCUGCCCACAAGCUGCCCCCUCGGAGAGUCCCAAGCAACUCCUGCAGCAGCAGCCUCCCACUGGGGAUGCAUGCCUUUGCUACCUGAAUCCCAGACCUUGCUGCUGAGGCCCCCCUCACCAACUGGAGCACCUUCCGACAUGGCCGGCAUGCUGUCGCUCGUCUUUAUCAUGGUCCAUUCAGGAUCCUGCUUCCUCUGGGUAUUUCAGCCCCCUGAGAUUCAUGCCCAAGAGGGGACCACUGCCCUCCUGCCUUGCUCCUUCAAUGCCAGUCAAGGGAAGCAGACCAUUGGCUCAGUCACAUGGUACCGAGACAAGGUGGCCCCUGGGAAGCAGGUGAGCAACAUGACCCCAGAGUUCAGAGGUCGUCUGGCUCCUCUGGCCCCUUCCCGAUUCAGCCAUGACCACCAGGCUGAGCUGUGCAUCUGGGCUAUUGGAGGUGACGAUGCUGGAGUCUACGUGUGCACGGUGGAGGUGCUGGGCCUGGGUGUCGGGUCAGGGAAUGGGACCCGGCUGCUGGUGGCGAAAGGUGAGGCCAUGGGAGGCAGCCCCUCCUCAACACCAGAUCCCAAGACUCAGUGUCCCUGGUCAAGAAUUCCUCCUAGCCUAACUUCCUCCACCCUUUCCUCCCCACUCCCUCAUGCAGGACCUGCUCAGACCAGCACAGGGCUCCUCCUCCGGGCUGGAUUCUAUGCCCUCAGCUUUCUUUCCGUGGCCCUGGGCAGCACUUUCUAUUACCAGGGCAAAAAAGUGUGAAUAAUGGAGCCAGGGGCAAUGAUAAGUGGAGCAGUACAAGAGCUGGAAGAGGGCGUGCCAGACACCACCCACACCACCCAGAGAACUGCGCCUGCGCUGUGCUGCUGCCAGCUCUCCACCAGCGCACUGGCACAUAGGAACACACCAACUCCUUGGGCAGCCUGUGAGGACUGAGUCCAGACCCCAAAUUCCACACCUGUUCAUGAGAACGCAA
Messenger RNA from Dipodomys spectabilis (banner-tailed kangaroo rat), 1247 nucleotides. RefSeq names its product natural cytotoxicity triggering receptor 3-like. The record is from RefSeq and is a predicted model, not a curated record. NCBI's taxonomy places the organism in Eukaryota, Metazoa, Chordata, Mammalia, Rodentia, Heteromyidae. The transcript is spliced from 4 exons. Gene Ontology annotation, biological process: immune response-activating cell surface receptor signaling pathway; natural killer cell activation; positive regulation of natural killer cell mediated cytotoxicity. Bases 350 to 1033 code for a protein of 227 amino acids.